Messenger RNA from Eutrema salsugineum, 774 nucleotides. RefSeq lists its product as uncharacterized. The coding region runs from base 1 to 774 and encodes 257 amino acids. The record is from RefSeq and is a predicted model, not a curated record. Lineage: Eukaryota; Viridiplantae; Streptophyta; Magnoliopsida; Brassicales; Brassicaceae. The transcript has a single exon.
AUGGCGGCUCAGUUGCCUCUUGUAUUUGGAGAAUGGGUCAUUGUUGUCGAUGGGUGUCAUCUGACUGGAAAGUAUGAAGGGACUCUGCUAGUGGCCACAGCACAAGAUGGUAACUUCCAGAUAUUUCCACUAGCUUUUGGAAUAGUGGACUCUGAGAAUGAUCACGCAUGGGAAUGGUUUUUUAGAAAAUUGCGGGAGUGUUUUACAGACGAGUAUCCGUUGGUGAUAGUUUCAGACCGGCAUCAUUCCAUUAAGAAGGCAUGUGAGACUGUAUUACCAUGGGUAACACGCGGUAUAUGCUAUUAUCAUCUGCAACACAAUAUUGUCACUAAGUUUAAGGGGAAGCAUCUUAUGUACUUAGUCAAACGUGUUGCGUAUGCAUAUACGGUACAUGAUUUUAACCGUUAUAUGGACGAGAUAAGGCAUAUAAAACCUGACCUUGCAACGUACCUGGAGGAGGCAGGCAUUCAGUUGUGGUCAAGAGUUCACUUUCCAGGUGAUAGAUACAAUAUAAAGACGAGCAACAUCGCAGAGUCUAUCAACUCUGCUCUCAAACGGGCACGGGGAUUUUCCAUAGUAUUCCUGUUGGAGUACUUACGGGCGAAGCUAAAAAAGUGGUUUUGUAAAAGGCGGGAAGAUGCUUUGAGUCUUCCAACCAACCAUACUCGAGGAGUUGAAUAUUUGUUGGCAAUUCGUUCACAUUAUGCUGAUAAGUUGACGGUUGAAGGCAUAGAUGGUUGGCGAUUCAAUGUGAAAGGAGGAUCACAUAACUGA